Bipolaris oryzae ATCC 44560 is the source of this 723-nucleotide messenger RNA. RefSeq lists its product as uncharacterized. The record is from RefSeq and is a predicted model, not a curated record. The coding region runs from base 1 to 723 and encodes 240 amino acids. Gene Ontology annotation, molecular function: chromatin DNA binding; protein heterodimerization activity. Gene Ontology annotation, biological process: DNA damage response; leading strand elongation; heterochromatin formation. The transcript is spliced from 3 exons. NCBI's taxonomy places the organism in Eukaryota, Fungi, Ascomycota, Dothideomycetes, Pleosporales, Pleosporaceae. Gene Ontology annotation, cellular component: epsilon DNA polymerase complex; CHRAC.
AUGCCGCCCAAAAAAAGCAACGCAUCCGCCGUGUCAAAUGAACCCAGUCCCGUAGCACCAAGAUCAGCGCCGCGGGAUGACAGUCUAGGUGUCGAGGAUCUGAACUUGCCCAAGUCGAUAGUGCAGCGUCUGGCUAAGGGUGUGCUGCCGCCGAAUACUCAGAUCCAAAAAGAUGCGCUACUUGCCAUGAGCAAGAGUGCAACCGUGUUCGUCAACUACGUUACAUCAUGCGCUGCCGAGAAAGCCCUCAGCAACGGCAAGAAAACCGUCAUGCCCAAGGACGUCUUCGAUGCCAUGCAAGAACUCGAAUUCGCUUUCAUGUUGCCCCGUCUUGAAGCCGAGGUCACAAAGUUCACGAGCAUACAAGCCGACAAGCGGAACACUUACAGGAAAAAAGUCCGCGAGGAGAAGAAGGCAUCGUCAAGUGGAGGUGCAACAGAAUCGACACCUACAAAACCAACGGCGGAUGGAGAUAUCGUCAUGGAAGAGGCGGAUGAUGAUGGAGAGAGGGCAGCGAAGAGGGCAAGGAGAGAGAGCGGGGACAACGCCGAGGGAGACGUCACGGAAGAAGAGGGGGACGAAACAGCAGACAUUGAGGACGAGGAAGUCGAGGAUGAUGAGAUUGAAGAGGAGGUCGAAGAGGAGCGCUUGGUAGAGGAUCCGCUCGAAGAGAAGGAGAACAGAGAGGAUGACGACGACGAAGAUGGCAACGACAGUGACUGA